Messenger RNA from Echinops telfairi (small Madagascar hedgehog), 1346 nucleotides. It is a transcript of the gene VDAC3, whose product is annotated as voltage dependent anion channel 3. The coding region runs from base 71 to 925 and encodes 284 amino acids. Gene Ontology annotation, cellular component: mitochondrial outer membrane. The record is from RefSeq and is a predicted model, not a curated record. Lineage: Eukaryota; Metazoa; Chordata; Mammalia; Afrosoricida; Tenrecidae. Gene Ontology annotation, biological process: monoatomic anion transmembrane transport. The transcript is spliced from 10 exons. Gene Ontology annotation, molecular function: voltage-gated monoatomic anion channel activity.
GGCGGCGUUGGUUUGAAGAAGACCUUCAGCGUUGCCCUGGCCGAGCGGGACGGGCCCUCUGGCUGGAGCUAUGUGUAACACACCGACUUACUGUGACCUCGGAAAGGCUGCCAAGGAUGUCUUCAACAAAGGAUAUGGGUUUGGCAUGGUCAAAAUCGACCUGAGAACCAAGUCUUGUAGUGGAGUGAUGGAAUUUUCUACUUCUGGUCAUGCGUACACUGAUACGGGAAAAGCAUCUGGCAACCUAGAGACCAAAUAUAAGGUCUGUAGCUAUGGACUUACCUUCACCCAGAAAUGGAACACGGACAACACUCUGGGGACGGAAAUCUCUUUGGAGAAUAAGUUGGCUGAAGGGUUGAAACUGACUCUUGAUACCAUAUUUGUACCGAACACAGGAAAGAAGAGUGGGAAGUUGAAGGCCUCCUAUAAACGGGAUUGUUUCAGUCUUGGCAGUAACGUUGACAUUGAUUUUUCUGGACCAACCAUCUAUGGCUGGGCUGUGUUGGCCUUUGAAGGUUGGCUUGCUGGCUACCAGAUGAGUUUUGACACAGCCAAGUCUAAACUGUCACAGAAUAAUUUCGCCCUGGGUUAUAAGGCUGCAGACUUCCAGCUGCACACUCACGUGAAUGAUGGCACUGAAUUUGGAGGUUCUAUCUACCAGAAGGUUAACGAGAAGAUUGAAACGUCAAUAAACCUCGCUUGGACGGCAGGCAGUAACAACACCCGUUUUGGCAUUGCUGCGAAAUACAAGUUGGAUUGCAGAACUUCUCUGUCUGCUAAAGUAAAUAAUGCCAGCCUGAUUGGACUUGGCUAUACUCAGUCCCUUCGACCAGGAGUCAAGCUGACCCUCUCAGCUCUAAUUGACGGGAAGAACUUCAAUGCCGGAGGCCACAAGGUUGGCCUGGGAUUUGAACUAGAAGCUUAAUGUGGUUUUGAGAUUUGGCCCUGGAGGUGAAGCGAAAAGAACCCACUAUGUUUUGGCCUUAAAAUUCUUCUGUGAAAUUUCAAAAGUGUGAACUUUUUAUUCUUCCAAAGAAUUGUACACCUUCCCACACUGGAAUCUAGAGUGUGCAAGUCCAUCCCAAGGGAGGCACUUGGAGGCAUGCGUGGAGGUUGUCAUGUUUGUGCCACAUUUCAGUUCAGUCCCUCAGUGUUGUUUGCGUGUGCUCCUCAGUGACAGCGUAGUGUCUGGUUCUAAAGGAAAUGACCGACCCUCCAGUUUGUACAUCACGUCCUGCAUGUCCUACACCGCUAUUUCAUGACCUUUUAAUGUAGAGGUCUCUGCUGUAGUGGAGUCUUUGGUUUCUGCAUCAGAGUAAAAUAAAUCCAUCACAUUUGGAGCAUAA